Molecule: messenger RNA, 838 nt
Organism: Adineta steineri
Lineage: Eukaryota; Metazoa; Rotifera; Eurotatoria; Adinetida; Adinetidae
Source: the annotation of a GenBank genome assembly
CAAUAACGGUCGUGUAUUUAUUCAUUGUUUAGCUGGAAUUAGUCGUUCACCAGCUCUUGCUGUUGCUUAUAUUAUGCGUCAUUUAAAUCUUUCUGCUGAUGAUGCUUAUCGAUAUAUAAAAGCACGUCGAUCUCAUAUAUCACCAAAUUUUAAUUUUUUGGGUCAAUUAUCUGAAUAUGAACGUGGUUUACCACUAUCAACAAGAACAACAACAACAUCAACAAUACCAAUGGUUAAAUGUAUUGCUACUACUGAUUCACCAUUAUAUGAUCGUAGACGUUUUCUACAAGUUGAAGGUUGUAGUUCACUUAAACGAGAACAUAAUAAUGAUCAACCAAAAAUUCCAUCACGUCCCAAAGGUUUUAAUUUCGAUUUAGUUAAUACACGUCGACCUCAAUCAUUAUUAUCUCCAUCAUCUGGUAUUGCUAAUCUAUCUGUUGAAUCACCUCAACCACAUCAUUCAUCAUUACCACCAAAAUUAUUACGUCCGAAUAGUAUAACAUUGAAACGUUCAUCACCUACAGAUGAACCUUGUCAAUCAUCUGAAUUAUUAAACAGUAGUUCUAAUAAUGAAUCAAAUUCAAUAACUAAUAAACGUGUUAAAACAUUACCACGAAGCACGGAUACAUCACCAUUAUUAGAAAAAAAUGAUUUGAUAAAUACAUUUUUUGAAGGUACGACAACAACAGCGACGACAACAUCAUCAUUAUCAUCAAAAUCAUUAAAUCGAUCGAAUUCAGCUCAAUCACUUGAUUCAGCAACUGAUCCAACAACAACAACUCUAAAUAAAAGUCGAACAAAUUCAUUGAACUCAAGUCGAGAACUACUUGUUUCAUAG